AUGUCGUAAUGGGUUUUAUAUUCUGAAAUAUUGGUAUCAACUCCCUGCUUAUCACCCACUUAAAAUGGAUAGGCCGGUGCUGGCCGUGUCGUGUUUAUAGAUCCUGUGUCUCACAAGAAAGUCACUUCGUUUUUUGUCGCUUCGGGAGUGUGGAAUUGCAGAUGAGCGAUGUUUGUAAUCUAAACCCAGCCUUGGCCAGCUCCACAUCUUGCCACCACUGCCACAUAGUGUGCUCAUACACCACCAAUGUUCACCAGAAUGGUCAUGCUUAUGACUGUUUUAACUCUGACACUCUUCUAAUUUUUGUAGGCAUUCAUACAGCAGGGGGCCAGAGAUGCUUCCCAGGAGAUUUAAAACUUGUGACAUCCAGAUAGGCAUAUUCUUCUGCAUCUAUGUGGCCUGGCAUUUAUUACACCUGCCAAAAGGGUCAGAUUAUGAUCAGAUAUGUUGAGGACAAGAUUAUCUUCAAACAGUAGUGCAUAUGAUUUCUAUUGAUGCUGUAUCGCUGCUCCUCAUGCAUGCUGCCAUGCUCUGGGUAUUUGGCAGAUCAUGGAUUUUCAGCAAGACCAGCAAGAUGCUUCAAAUGAAUUAUAUGGCUGUGGUUUUAAUGGCUUGCACCAGCUUGAUAGUUCAGAUGAUGGAUACAAAACAUCAUGGGUUAGAAUAGCUUGUGGAGUUGACAGCAAGUCCAGUUUUGCUGUAUGUUGGGACUCAGUGUAUGUCUAUCAUACACAAGCUCUCGGCGGCGGAGGACCGCCUGUUGGCACUGUACCGAGACGGCUCGGUGCUGCUCUUCAGCAAGAGCUGGCGCCGCCUGUGUCUGCAGUCCUCCGACCAGGAGAAGUCUGGCCGCGCCUCUCACGUGAGCGUCGGCCGACAGACGCUGGCAGCGUGCGACUCCGAUGGCCACCUGUUGAGUCUGGACGCCGUGCCCACGCCCGCCGGCGAGCACGUGGUGCUGGUCUCGUGCGGCCGCGAGCACGUGGUGCUGCUGACCCGCUCUGGGCGCGUGUACACGUACGGCUGCGGCAGCCGGGGACAGCUGGGCUCGGGCGGCCUGGACGCGGCCGAGACGCCGCAGCUGGUCCAAGCUCUUGACGGGCUGCCCAUCCAACAGGUGGCCGCUGGCGGCUGGCACACCGCAGCCGUCUCCACCUCUGGGGACGUCUACACCUGGGGCUGGAACGAGUCCAACCAGCUGGGCCUGGGCGACGACGUCAAUGUGGCGCCCGAGCCGACGCUGGUAGAGGCGCUGCCUGUUGACAAAAACGUGCGCCAGGUGGCGUGCGGCACACGCCACACCCUGGCCCUACUCGACGACGGCGCCGUACUCGGCUGGGGCUGGAACGCCUACGGCCAGCUGGCGGGGCCGCGGCGGGCGCGGGCGUCUCACUCUGCAGCUCGAGCUCACGCCGAACGUACAGUUACAGCCACGCGCCUCUAG
Pollicipes pollicipes is the source of this 1444-nucleotide messenger RNA. Its product is annotated as RCC1 domain-containing protein 1. Bases 719 to 1444 code for a protein of 241 amino acids. Lineage: Eukaryota; Metazoa; Arthropoda; Thecostraca; Pollicipedomorpha; Pollicipedidae. The transcript has 7 exons. The record is from RefSeq and is a predicted model, not a curated record.